Myxozyma melibiosi is the source of this 549-nucleotide messenger RNA. RefSeq lists its product as uncharacterized. Lineage: Eukaryota; Fungi; Ascomycota; Lipomycetes; Lipomycetales; Lipomycetaceae. The transcript is spliced from 3 exons. Bases 1 to 549 code for a protein of 182 amino acids. The record is from RefSeq and is a predicted model, not a curated record.
AUGACAGUUUACUACGUAGUUCGAAGUGGGAAGCGACCAGACAUUUACAUCGAUAAAAGGGAGGCAGAAAGGCAGAUCAAAGACAAUGGCCUCCCGGAAGUUCGAUGGUUCACCAGUUUGCACGAAGCACUCAAUUGGUAUGAGGAGGACCGCCCUAGCAGCGACAGCAAAACAUACUUUGAUGACUACGAAGUCAUAGAAAGAGAAGAAAGGCUGGAACUUGAAAGAGCAGCUAUAAGGGCAGAGGCCUCAGAGCGCGCGAUGAUCGAAGCACCCGCAAAGAGCGGAGAGAUCGAAGCUCCCUCAGAACGCGCGAUGCUCGAUGCUCCCGCGAGGAGCGACGGAGAACCCAUGGAGAGCGACGGAGCACCCGCGGAGAGCGAAGAAACAUCCUCGGUAGAUUAUCGUACUUCCAUUCUUCGAACAGAUAGUGGUCUUUCUGUCUUUAUCGACAAGAGCGGACAAUCCAUCGUCGACGGCAAAAGAAGAGGAUGCGAGGGUGAACAUCUCAAGCUUGAAAGAGCGGAACAAAUAUACUCGAGUAAAUAA